AGAGGAGGCGCUCGCUCUCAGACACAGAAAGACCAACGCAGUCAAACACAAGGUUGGCUGCUAGCUGAGAGGGCAGCAUGGCGGGGCUACAGGACUUCCAACAAGGCAGCCACUGUCACAGGAAAACGUGGAUUAGUGUACUACUUGGAAUACUGCAGUUACUUUUACCUUGCGUGCAGCGCGGAGGGGCUCAAUUCCAAGCUCUGACUCAAUUGUCCACCAACGUGGUCGAAGUAUUACAGCCAGAGGAUGCAGAACCAUUAGUCCCAGUUCAGUUGAAGGAACGAAGAGAAGAUGGCCUUCCACUGGAAGAGAGCUCCUCUUCGUAUACUGGGGAGAAUAGAAGGCCUCUACAUUUCCAGCCUCCAGCAUUGGAGUUUGGGACACAGCCUUUGGGUUUGCCAAGAGCUGAAACCAUAUAUAUACACAACCCCAGUCAGGAGGAUCCUGUGACACUGCUGUCAAUGUUUACAUCCAGCAAGCAUUUUCACAUACCUUCCUUUCACAGAAGAGUGAUCCCACCAAGGGGAAAGGCAUCUUUUAAAUUAAUUUUCCUCACGUCUGAGGAGGGCAAUAUAGAAAACACAUUAUUUAUAAACACAUCAGCACACGGGCUGCUAUCAUACCAGGUAUUUGGUGUGGGAGUUCAGCGAGGCUUAUUAAAGUCUGUCCAAAGAAAGGAUAGUCUGUUAAUAUUCCCUCAUAUCCAGAGCAUUAAGCUGACCCAAACUCAGGAAGAUGCCUCCAACAUCACUAUAGUGGGUCUGCUUCUGGAGUGCAUCCUACCGAAGACUUUAUUUGACAGUCCUCAGGGUUCUUGCCUCCAGAACGAAGAGCACCUCAGUCUGCAAAUCAAUUUGGUGGCACAUGGUGACCGCCCCGCUGACUUGGACAAGCUCAAGCCUUAUGUCAUUGAACACAUUUUGGUGCUGAUGUUGUCUCCUGCUGCUGGAUGGAGUGCAGCAGGGGAAGAAAAAAUACGAGUUUAUAUGUUAAAUUCCGGAAGCAAGAAACUCUAUAUAAAGGACAUACAGGUGCUUUCAAAAACAGAUGCCAACUUGGAAUGUAAUCACAUUCUUCUGAGACCUGAAGCCAAAAACUUUACUGAAGUGGCAACUCUGGCCUGCAGAGGUUCAUUACCUAGCCACGGUAGAAAAUGUUUAAGUCAAAUCAGCCUCAUGAUUCCAGGAAACCAGACAGCACUCACCUUUCCCGGAUUUCAUAUUUCACACAGGUGGACAACAGGGGAUUUAUUCAGCCUCCAGCAGGUGAAACGAAGUGGUGCACACCAGGUGGAGCUGUGGAUGAAUAAUGCUUUCCUGUUGCCUUUCACACUGACCAACGCCACCCUCUCACACAAACUGCAAGGGGUCAUGAAGGUAAUGAAUUUCAACAGUCCAGUGACUGUGUCCCAGGGCUGCCUACAUAUCCUGUCGCUCCAGUUGCUCAACAGAACUCUACCCAGCAACCUGCUGUCUACACUGGUCCUACAUACAAGCCUGGGCACGGCCUUACAUGUUCCUCUUUACUUUUUCUCCUCUUCUGCUCAGCAAGGACAGGUGGUGUUUGAGACUGAGCGCCAGUGUGGCCGACCGUGCCCGCUCAGAUUGUCUGAAGCAGGUCGUACGGAGUGGCAGCGCACUCUACUUCCAGACUUUUCCUCCUUCUCUUGGGCUGUGGACAGCAAACUGGCCUCUGAGCUCUGUUCUCAGUGGCAGAGCCACAAAGAUAAACUGCCCUGCAGGUCAGUCUAAAAACUUUCCGGUGGCCCAAGACUCCCUGUAGACACAUCUUCUCCUCUGGACUUUGGUGCUACACCAGUCAAUGAAAGCAAGGUGAAGACGUUCAUGUUGAAGAAUCCAUCGUCUUCUGUGGUUUCUGUGGAGAUUCAAAUCAUUUCCCUGUACCCUGCCCCCCUGGAAGCUCUGGACCUCUUGACCAAAUGGUUUAAUAUCAGCCCGCUGUCUGUGAGCAUCAGCUCGAAAGAGUUUUCUUUCUUGUCGACUCCGCUGAAGACGGGUAAGAAUGUGGAAGACGUAACCGGUGAGGGUUUCAUACGUCUGCUGCUGCAGCCGUGGGAGACCAAAGAAGUUGCUGUGGUUUUUAGUCCUUCUGAACACAAACCUACUGCCACUAUUCUCCUUAUCAGGAACAACCUCACGGUAUUUGAUAUGCUGAUGGUUCAGGGUCACGGUGCCAAGGAGCUGCUCAGAGUAGGAGGCAAACUGCCUGGCCCAUCGGCGUCUCUGCGCUUCAAUGUUCCUCAGUCGACUCUGAUGGAGUGCCGUGAUGGCCUGCGAACCAAUAAGCCACUUUUUGCAAUCAGAAAGAGUUUCAAGGUGGAGAAUGCAGGAGAGCUUCCCCUGACCGUCAUGUCGAUGAAUAUAAAUGGCUAUAACUGCCAGGGCUUUGGCUUUGAGGUUCUCCAGUGUCACGCCUUCAGCUUGGACCGCAACACCUCCUCAGAGAUCACCAUUGCGUUCACACCAGACUUCACCUCGUCCUGGGUGAUCAGAGACCUCACCUUGACAACGUCACGUGGGACUUUGUUCCCGUUUAUCCUCAAUGUGACGCUGCCACAUCACAUGCUGCCUCUGUGUGCUCAAGUGGUUCCUGGCCCCAGCUGGGAGGAAGCAUUCUGGGUGAUCACCCUCAUUUUCACCUGCUUUUCUUUGUUCGGUGUGUGUCUGAUGGCAUUCCAUCAGGCUCAGUAUAUCCUGAGUGAGUUUUUCACACCCAGCAUUAGGAGCAAUCACAAUUCUGUUGUAUCUCAUGACAAUGGCCCUGUCAACGUCACACCAAAUGGAGAGAAUAAAACUAAAGGAACUUGUAAGAGUUAUGUGGACACCUUCCACACUUCUGACAAAGGUAAGGGGCGUGGCUCUCCAGCACUGGCCAACAGUCCUGCACCACGCCCUCAGUCAUCCAAGAAAGGCACCUUAGCUACACUGACCCAGCCACAGAAGAAACACAAGGUUUCUCUCUACUACACAAAGUACAAAACCAGCCCCUCCACAGCAGCAUCUGUGAUGAUGGAAGAGGAGCACGACGAUCUGAGCCCAGACCUAGACAUCUGCAACAAUAAUGAGCCUGAUUUUAUCAAUGAGCUGGAUAAAAAGACUGCAGCAGAGUUUAAAGAUGACCUCCACAGUGCCGUGCAAGAUGGGCUGCCAGCAGCAGUUAUAUUUCCCAUGGAAAUACCUGCUGGUUUACCAAACAGCGUCACAUUGGGCCCAGAACCGAGACCAGACCUCCUGCCAUGCAGUCCUACAGAGAAGAAUGCUUUUGAGAAAAUGGUGAACUCUGAGCUACAACUGAGUGAAGAUGUGAAAAGCCAGAAAAAGAAGGUACAGAAUGCAGAUGCUGGUAAUGUUUCAGAGAGUAAUAAAGGAAAGAGUCGCCGCAGGAAGGCAGAAAGCGUUUCCAGUGCUCCUGAGCACAGUGUGCUUGUGAUGCCAGAGAGAGAGAAAGAACCCGACUUCAUCGUGAGCGGAACACACAGCAGAAAUCACUGCUGCAACGGCUCCAAGCCAGAAACGGCAAAAACCGGACCGAGUGUUGAGAGCCCCCUCAAACAGAAAGGUGUGUGUGACGCUCGCACUCGACGGAAGUGCACCACAGAGCGGCGUGGUGGCGGAACGUGCGAGUCAGGCUCAGACUCUGGCAGCUCGUCAGGGAGUGUGAGGGCCAGCAGAGGGAGCUGGGGCAGCUGGAGCAGUGCCAGCAGCGUGGAGGGAGACAAGGACCCCGCUGGCCACACACACACCUGUACUACCUCAUCCAGGAAAAGGGACUCGGUGCAACCCAGCGUCUACCCUGUGGACAGAUGCGGCUUCCAGAACAUGAAUAUAAACUACAAGGCUCAGAGCUGCAUGAACAGCUUAUACCACAACAACCUGUGCCAAGGCUCUGAUCCCAGUGCACCCAGCUUUGUACAGUCUUUCGCUGAUGUAGCUGCAGGAGUGGAUCGGAACAUGGACUUGGCAGGUCAGUAUUUGCCUGAGGAGACAUGGUCCGCUCCAUCUAUCCCCCUCACCAAUGAGUUCAGAUACAACACCACUGAAGCUUUUCCCUACAUACCUCAGCCAACGGCCCCCGGGCCAUACAACGGGUUUGUUUGGAAUAGUGCCAACAACCCCUGCAACAGUCCCUAUGCCUACUGUGAGGAGAACCGCUACAUGAUGGGUGGUGGUUUUCCCUGUCAAGGGGGUCAGAAUCCUCAUGGCCACCAGAGCAGCUGGAGUGAGGAACAACCCCAGGAAUCACAGUCGACCUGGGACACAGCAACUUAUGUGGGCAACAAGCCAUACUUCUCUGGGACUCGCAGUCUCUCCCCCAUGUCCAGUCUGUUUGGGUCCAUCUGGACGCCACAGAGUGAACCGUAUCAGAGCCACUUCCACACAGAGCGAUCAGCCCCGAUGUCCCCCAUCACUCUGCCCCAUUCUCCCUUCAACCGGCAGCCAGAAAGCAGCUGUGUUCCAAUCCAGUACUCCAGCUUCAACCCCUUUGGCCCACACAUGAACCUGGACAUAUGGAACUCUUCUUCCAACCGCAGCUCCAACUCUCAGCUCUCCAACGACUCUGGCUACUGUGGCGAUGUUUAAAAAAAAAAAAGCGAGAGAAGCCCUUAACAAUAUUCGCAAACAUAUUAAACAUUGAUAUGUAAAAAAAGGAAAUGAAUGUUCUUUUAUCAUUAAUGGGGGGAAAUGUGAAUAUUCCUUUUCUUUCAUGUUCCCAUUUGAAAAUGUUAAAUGUUGUGAAAGGUUAAGCAUUUGUUGUAUAUUUUUCUAGAUGUUUUGCAGUUUUGAUUAUAGAAAAUAAAAAAGGUUUUGUAC
Molecule: messenger RNA, 4835 nt
Organism: Thalassophryne amazonica
Lineage: Eukaryota; Metazoa; Chordata; Actinopteri; Batrachoidiformes; Batrachoididae
Gene: tmem131l
Product: transmembrane 131 like
Cellular component (GO): membrane
Source: RefSeq, a predicted model, not a curated record